This is a messenger RNA of Plasmodium berghei ANKA, 1197 nucleotides long. RefSeq names its product queuine tRNA-ribosyltransferase, putative. Gene Ontology annotation, molecular function: pentosyltransferase activity. The record is from RefSeq and is a predicted model, not a curated record. Bases 1 to 1197 code for a protein of 398 amino acids. NCBI's taxonomy places the organism in Eukaryota, Apicomplexa, Aconoidasida, Haemosporida, Plasmodiidae. The transcript has a single exon.
AUGGAUGAAAAUAAUAAAUAUCGAGUAAAUAAAAUAUUCGAUUUGGAAACCCCAACCACUACUAUAUUAACAAAUGAUAUGCUACCAGAAUUCAUAAAUCUAGAAUUGCUGAGGAAAAUAGAGGAAAUUUUUAUUUUAAAUUGCCCGCUAUCUGAAAUAUAUAAUAAUUUAAAUGUUUAUGAAAAAGCCAAAGAACAUUAUUUAAAAAAUAAUAUAAAAGGAAAAAAUAGUUACUUACAUAACUUUUGCGAUUUUAAGAAUAGUUAUAGAUAUAUGAAUAUACGAAAUGUUUUAGCAAAUAAUUUUAAUUUAAAUAUUAACAAAUUUAUAACAUUAAAAGAUAGUAAUAGUAAUUCAACUUUUUCAAUUGAUGAUUUUAUAAAAUGUAUUGAAAUUUUUGAACCAAAUAUUUUAUGUAUUCCAACUGAAGAAAUAAAAAUAAAUGAGCAAGUAGGCAAAAAAAAAAAAAUCAGAAUUGUAACCAUAAUGAAUGAUUUUUUAGAAAAAAUAAAAAUAAUAAAGGAAAAAAAUAAUGGUAAUGAUGGGGCUUUAUGUAUUUUAUCAGUCCCAUCUACUAUUAAUAUAAAUAAUGCAAUAAAAGAAACGAUAGAUAAAUAUGAUUCGAUUAUUAAUGGCUAUUUGUUGAGUGGUAUAGGUUAUGAUGAAUCAAACCAAGUGAGAACUAGCUAUAUUAAAGAUAUAUUAGAAGUAAUUCCAGAAAAUAAAUUAAAAUUUAUACAAUUAUCGAAUGGAAAUCCAAUUGAAAUUUUACACAGUAUAUAUUAUGGAAUAGAUAUUAUAGAAUCAAAUUUCCCUUAUUAUUUAGCAAGGAAUGGAAAAGCUAUAACUAUGGAUAUAAAUUUAAAAGAUAUAAAUUAUGAACAAUCUAAAUCGUUUGAUAUUAAUCUUAUUAAUUUUGAAGACAAAAAAAUAAAUGAUACUUUUAUUAUAGAUUUAAAUGAUUCAAAAUAUGCAUUAGAUUAUUCUAUUAUAUCAAAUAAUUCACCAAGAAAAGAAACUAAAUCAUAUAUACAUCACUUAUUAAAAUGCAAAGAAUUAACAGCUAAUGUAAUUAUAUCAUAUCAUAAUCUUUAUAUAUAUAAAUUGUUUUUUCAAGAAAUUAAAUCACAAAUAAAAAAUAAUACAUUUUUGACUUACAUUAACACAUUCAUACAACACCAUAAACUGUAUAUGUAA